AUGCUGGUCCAGGUCCAGUUGCUCUGGCUGCUCUUGGCUCUCACAGGAUCCAAGGGUCAGGUACAGCUGGUGGAGUCCGGAGGAGGCAUGAAAUAUGCAGGGGAGUCUCUGCGUCUCUCCUGCCAGGCCUCAGGAUUCAACUUUGGGGGCUAUGCUAUGAACUGGUAUCGGGUGGCUUCAGGAAAGUCUCGUGAAUUUGUCGCCAGCAUCAGUUCCUGGGAUGGGAGUAACACCAAUUAUGCGGAUGCAGUCAAGGGUCGAUUCACCAUCUCCAGGGACAACGCCAAUAGCCGGCUGUACCUGCAGAUGAACUGGCUGAGAGUGGAGGACACGGCCCGGUAUAUCUGCCACGUUCACAUAAAUACCAUUGUGUGCUAUCAUGACUAUUACGGACCAGGGACAACAGUCACGGUGAAACCAUGGACUGAGUCUCUGGUAGAGUCUGGGGGAGCUGUGAAAUCAGUUGGGGAAUCUCUCCGUCUGUCCUGCACAGCCUCCAGAUUCAUCUUUGGGAACUCUGAGAUGGGCUGGUACCGGCAAGCUCCUGGGCGAGGACCAGAAUGGGUCUCCCACCUUGACCCCUCCGGGAGAAACCCCCGGUACGCUGAGGCCGUGAGGGGCCGCUUCUCCAUCUCCAGAGACAACGCCAAAGGCCAGCUGUACCUGCAGCUGGAUAAUCUGCAAGUCGGGGACAGCGGCCGGUAUUACUGUGUGAGUCUCACAGAGAAAGACAAUAAUGCACAGCUAAUUUUCAGAACUGGAACAGAAGUUAUAGUGGAACCACGAGCCCAAGCUGAAUCCCAGCCCACGGUCUAUGUUCUGAGGAACCAGAGCUUCGCUGGUUGCCUGGUGAAGGAUUUCUACCCCAAGGAGCUGCGCCUGACUCUGUCCGCGCGCCGCCCACCAGUCACAGAGCCUCUCCAGGCUACGGCCCCCUCCUCCCGGGGAACCUACAGCGCUGUCGGGAUCGGACAGUUCGGCGAGGAAGAUACGGUGACCUGCUCUGUGCAGCAUGGCUCUGUGCAGAUAAUUGUGACCGAAGGGCAGGAUGCAGCACCAGUACAACCCCGUUCAAGAAAGUCCAGGCAGUCUGACCCUGCCCAUCCAGAAAGAAGAUACGCAGCACAUCCUGGUUCAGAAAAUCCUGAUGAAUCUGUUCUCACUUGUUCAGAACAGAGCCUCACAGGAGACCAUGAGUGGGGCAACACACUGCCUAUUGUCAUUCUGGCGCUCAGAGUCCUGCUCGUGAAAAGUGUCGCACUCAACCUUCUUCUGACAGUCCAGGCCUCGUGCUGCUGAGGCUGCUGGAGCCUUCUGUCUGGACACCACCACCUGCCAAGCUUUGUUUCCACUGGCCCUGAAUCACUUCCCUCCUCCUUGUCUGGAA
Molecule: messenger RNA, 1387 nt
Organism: Tachyglossus aculeatus (Australian echidna)
Lineage: Eukaryota; Metazoa; Chordata; Mammalia; Monotremata; Tachyglossidae
Exons: 11
Coding region: 1-1299 (432 amino acids)
Biological process (GO): defense response to bacterium; complement activation, classical pathway; positive regulation of B cell activation
Cellular component (GO): blood microparticle; immunoglobulin complex, circulating; external side of plasma membrane
Molecular function (GO): antigen binding; immunoglobulin receptor binding
Source: RefSeq, a predicted model, not a curated record